ACUGCCCAACUUAGUUAUCAGUAUCAGUAAAAUCCACUAUCAGUCAACCUCUAGAGUAUACUCACUAAGGCAACGUGGUCAAACGGGCGAGCCGAUCCGGAACGCGCAAAAAUGAAGUAUACCUGGGCCUUUAGUGUGUCAGAAGUUGCAAUAAGAGGAAUCUGCACUUUAAUGCCUUUAGCUACUGAAUUGGAGGUGUACCUGUGGAUGUGUUUUAAGGCCUACCUUCAAACUCAGUGCCUCUUUGCUUGACAUCAUGGGAAAAUCAAAUUAAAUCAGCCAAGACCUGAGAAAAAAACUGUGGACCUCCACAAGUCUGGUUCAUCCUUGGGAGCAAUUUCCAAAUGCCAGAAAGUACCAUGUUUAUCUGUACAAACAAUAGUAUGCAUGUAUAAACGCCAUGGGAACACCAUGAGAUGCAUUCUGUCUCCUAGAGAUUAAUGUAGUUUGGUGCAAAAAGUGCAAAUCAAUCCCAGAACAACAGCAAAGGACCUUGUGAAUGUUGGGCCUCAUGUAUUCAGAUAGAAGACAAAGGCAGGCCUAACACAGUCGUAUAAACAUAACUCAAGCCCCCACCUUCUAAGUCAUAAAUUUUACUGAUAAAAAUCUCGCCAAAAUCAAACAAAGGGAGUCCAAAACAGACUACAGAGCCAUGAAGCCUUGCUCACUAAAGGAUCGAGCGCUCAACUCCUAUUGGAUGAGGCACACAACAGAACGUCCCUCAAACAUGACAUCAUCAGGAGUUGAAAUAAUUCUGAAAUGUGUCCAGAAUUCGCUUCCAGUGACUUAGUCCACCGAAUAUGGACGUAGCUUUUUGCUGCUCUCAGGUGCAACCUCGUGGCACAAGGAAGUAAUGUCUGACUUGAAACUGUAGCCAUACAAUCUCCAUUUCGCUGGACGAGUUGAGAUUACUCUGUGUUCAACUGAACACUCUAACAGAUCCGAAGGAGACCGCCGAGCAAUUUGCAUCUUCAUCCGCUGGCCUACAGAAGUGAAGAGAUUAAAGAUUUCUCUUCUAUCUUCAAUCAAGUCGACAUUUCUGAGUUCUCUGCCAGCACGCCGAGAAUCAACAGCUGUACCGCCCGCCGACAGAGUGAGGAAACGGCCUCCCGUCAUCACCCGAGCCUCAAGGAACCGGGUCAGGGUUAAAGGACGGAGGAAAACACAUUCUACCUGUGUCCUCAUGCGAUACAAGUGCCCGUAUCUUGCAGUGCACCUGUCUCCGGCCAUCCCUGUUUUUGCAGUGUUGCUCUUCUUCUUCGUAAUGGCCAUGCUGCUCAGAACCAGCUUCAGUGAUCCAGGGGUGCUGCCGCGGGCACUGCCGGAGGAGGCCAAUUUCAUUGAGAUGGAGAUUGAGGCAGCCAAUGGGAAUGUCCUGGCCGGACAGCGGCCUCCCCCCAGGAUCAAGAAUGUGCAAAUCAACAAUCAGAUCGUCAAGCUGAAGUACUGCUACACCUGCAAGAUCUUCAGGCCCCCUCGUGCUUCCCACUGCAGCAUCUGCGACAACUGUGUGGACCGUUUUGACCAUCACUGUCCCUGGGUUGGAAACUGUGUAGGAAAAAGGAAUUACAGAUACUUCUACCUGUUUACACUCUCCCUGUCUCUGCUCACCAUCUAUAUCUUUGCCUUCGACAUCGUCCAUGUGGUUUUACGUUCUGUGGACUCAGGAUUUGUGAACACUCUUAAAGAUACUCCUGGAACUGUUUUGGAGGUUCUAGUAUGUUUCUUUACCCUCUGGUCUGUGGUGGGAUUGACUGGCUUCCACACCUACUUGAUCUCCCUCAACCAGACCACCAAUGAGGACAUUAAAGGCUCGUGGUCAGGAAAGAACCGUGUCCAGAACCCAUACAGUCACAAGAACAUCAUCAAGAACUGCUGUGAGGUUCUGUGUGGCCCUACAUACCCCAGUGUUUUGGACAGAAGAGGGGUGAUGUUGGAAGAUGCAUGUAACUCCAUCCCUUCUGAUGCAUCUGUUGCUCCUACCACUAAAAGCAGCAACCCUGCAUCACAAACCACAAAACCCACAGCUCCUUUGAUCCCUAAUGAACACACUCCUGAUGAAGCAAAACCUGGCAUUGCUGCAGGCACCCAGAAGUCCAGCAGCUCCCCUAAAGAAGAGAAACCUCCCUCUUCAAGAGACACUCUAUCAACAUCCCCCAAUGCCGUUGCCCCUGCGGUCAUCAAAGAGUCUGCCCACUAGCUUUGGCAGCAUUCUCUAGAUUUCUCAAAAAACCUCUGAAUGUGCUUACAUUGAGGAACACGCACAGAAAAACUGUUCAUGUACUGCAGGGCUGUUUGACACUGAUGUUCAGAACAGGGGCUUGUGUUCUCUGCUACUCUCACAGAAAUGGGGCCCCUCUGCCUGGUUCCUGCGCUAACACUCCAGAAAACAUCUGAAGGUCUUGAUUACUCUCCUCUUUAAAUCAAAGCAUGAUGAAACUCACAAUGAGGGAAAUGCGUAGAGCCAUUGACUGAAUCGGUUGUUGACAAGAAUGGGCUACCAAGACGCCUAAUAAGGAAACUCUUUGUAUUAAAAAACUUGUAAAAUGUU
This is a messenger RNA of Myxocyprinus asiaticus (Chinese sucker), 2551 nucleotides long. RefSeq names its product palmitoyltransferase ZDHHC9. Gene Ontology annotation, molecular function: protein-cysteine S-palmitoyltransferase activity. The transcript has 9 exons. Gene Ontology annotation, cellular component: endoplasmic reticulum; Golgi apparatus. Gene Ontology annotation, biological process: peptidyl-L-cysteine S-palmitoylation; protein targeting to membrane. The coding region runs from base 1184 to 2200 and encodes 338 amino acids. Lineage: Eukaryota; Metazoa; Chordata; Actinopteri; Cypriniformes; Catostomidae. The record is from RefSeq and is a predicted model, not a curated record.